Molecule: messenger RNA, 3925 nt
Organism: Propithecus coquereli (Coquerel's sifaka)
Lineage: Eukaryota; Metazoa; Chordata; Mammalia; Primates; Indriidae
Gene: SP6
Product: Sp6 transcription factor
Exons: 2
Coding region: 332-1462 (376 amino acids)
Biological process (GO): regulation of transcription by RNA polymerase II
Molecular function (GO): RNA polymerase II cis-regulatory region sequence-specific DNA binding; DNA-binding transcription factor activity, RNA polymerase II-specific
Source: RefSeq, a predicted model, not a curated record
AAAAAGCAGCGCUGGGGAGAGGAUGAAGGCAGAGAGCGCGGGUGAGUCACGGGCGGAGCUGGCCUCGCUCGCUCGCUCGCUGGCUCCCGCCCGCCCGCCCUCCGCCCCCCGCCGGCUCCCACCGUCUCCUCCGCCGCCGCCCGCCGCCCGCCGCCCGCUCCGGCUCGCCCUGGGCUCCUGCCCCUCGCCGCUGCAGAGCCCGCCGGCGCGCGGGGCCCGCGAGCGCCCGUCUGUAGCGCACCAGCCAGCCGCGCCCGCAGCCCGAGCGCAGCCUCGAGGUCCCAUCUGAGGUGCCGCUGACCGUCCCUGUCCCCCACCCCGGAUCCCGGCAAUGCUAACCGCUGUCUGCGGCUCUCUGGGCAGCCAGCACACGGACGCGCCUCACGCCUCCCCGCCGCGCCUUGACCUGCAGCCUCUCCAGACAUACCAGGGCCAUACGAGCCCGGAGGCCGGGGACUACCCCUCCCCGCUGCAGCCUGGAGAGCUGCAGAGCCUCCCGUUGGGCCCGGAGGUGGACUUCUCACAAGGCUAUGAGCUGCCGGGGGCCUCCUCGCGGGUAACCUGCGAGGACCUGGAAAGCGACAGUCCCUUGGCCCCGGGACCCUUUUCCAAGCUCCUGCAGCCGGACAUGUCACACCAUUAUGAAUCAUGGUUCCGGCCAACUCAUCCAGGCACCGAGGAUGGCUCGUGGUGGGACCUUCAUCCGGGCACCAGCUGGAUGGACCUCCCCCACACUCAGGGCGCGCUGACCUCACCUGGCCACCCGGGGGCGCUUCAGGCUGGCUUGGGGGGCUACGUCGGAGACCAUCAGCUUUGUGCCCCGCCACCCCACCCGCAUCCGCACCAUCUCCUCCCACCUGCCGGAGGGCAGCAUCUCCUGGGGCCGCCCGACGGGGCUAAGGCCUUGGAAGCGGCCGCCCCUGAGUCCCAAGGGCUGGAUUCCAGUCUGGACGGGGCGGCCCGGCCCAAAGGCUCCCGGCGGUCAGUGCCCCGCAGCUCAGGCCAGACCGUGUGUCGCUGCCCCAACUGUCUGGAGGCCGAGCGACUGGGGGCUCCGUGUGGGCCCGAUGGGGGCAAGAAGAAGCAUUUGCACAAUUGCCACAUUCCAGGCUGCGGGAAAGCCUAUGCCAAGACGUCGCACCUGAAGGCACACCUGCGCUGGCACAGCGGCGACCGUCCCUUCGUGUGCAACUGGCUCUUCUGCGGCAAGCGCUUCACGCGCUCCGAUGAGCUGCAACGCCACCUCCAGACCCACACGGGCACCAAGAAGUUCCCCUGUGCAGUUUGCAGCCGGGUCUUCAUGCGCAGCGACCACCUGGCCAAACACAUGAAAACCCACGAGGGCGCCAAAGAGGAGGCUGCUGGGGCGGCCCCGGGCGAGGGCAAGGCCAGCUGCGCGGUGGAGCCCCCGGGGGGCAAAGGCAAACGGGAGGCCGAGGGCAGCGCAGCUCCUUCCAACUGAGCUUCCUUGGUGCCGCUUCCCUGCUGAUCUCUGGAGGGCAUUGGAUGAGAGCCCCCAGGUCUGACACCCUUUGGGGGGCGACUUAAGUAAGAGGGGAAGGUGGUUAUUUAUUGAGGGGGGAAAGUGGUGCCGGGACAGGGAGAUGAGGCGCUAGGGUUUUUUAGUCUCUGGGGCUGGACGCGACGCGUUUGUUGGGGCCGGGAGGAGCUGCGCGCACCCCUCUGUUCUUCCCUUCCUCACUAUUUCACUCGUCCCUGGGCUGGGGGGUUAGGGUGAGACACCCCUACUGCAGCUGGAGGGUGGAAGGGACAGGCUGGAGGAGAGGGUGCCUCCCGCAUCCCUGGAGGCAUCCCGGGAGCCGAGAGGAGUGGGGCCGGCCGGGGCGCUGGGGGUAGAUGUCUGGACACGUCCCCAGCGCCUGGGAACCGGAACAUAAAAGCGCCUCCGGAGCCUCCCUGCGGCCCGGGUCUCUUUCAUUCCCCAUAAAGUGCUUCUGCCCCUAGGGUUUCCGGAGGGAGCGCUGAGAUGGGGUGGGGGAGGCUGGGGGUCUCCCUUGGCGGGGUGUCUCUAUCUGGCUUGGAAGGUUGUUGCUGUAAAAAUAAUUCCUUUGAUGUGCCUCCUUAUUAACCCUUCCAGACCCAGGCUGAUGGAGCCAUGAAGGAAGAGGGGAAGAGGGCUGAAAUCCUUGACAGCCUCCCAGCCAGGGCCGCGGUGGAGGGCAGUUAGAUGUGGGGGUGGGGGUGAGCGGGGGAAGUCUCCUAAAACAAGAGAAAGGGAUUUGGUGGGGGAAUGGAAGGAACUAACCCCUUCCCUUUCCAAUUCUCAUUCAGCCCUUAACUCUUGGUCUUUAUAAAAAAUACAGUUCAGUGGCCCACAGUCCCCAUUUACUACUCUAGGUAGAUUUUCAAGGCAGCCAGUAGCCCCAGCUGUAGAAUUGACGUAGUUCCUUACCCUGGGUUCCCAUCCUUUGCCUUUCCCUUGGGGAUGGAAGGAAGAGGGUUAUUUGGGCUAUUUGGGGGCAUUAGCCCCAGCAGAGGGACCUCCAGAGGUUCCCACUCAGAGUGGAGGACUCUGCCCCUGCCUGCCAGUCUCCUGGCCAUCUCCUUGCCACCUCCUUGGCCAUCACGAAGAAGCUGGGCCGCACUCUUGCUUCAGCACGGCCCUUGCCUUUCCCUCGCACCGGCAAGCCUUGCCCCCAUGGUAGAGUGUGCCUAGGAUGCUCCUUCCUCCCCAUCUGAUCUCCGAGUGUGGGAAGCUCCCGUUCUACAUGAAGGUGUUCUCCUUCCACUGCAAGGGGUUCUGCCUUCUGAGGUGACAUCCAGGAAGCCGUCCCCAUUCCCUUCUCCUUUAGAUGCUAGAAAUACAUUUUGAUUAUGAUCAUGGGGUUGGGAGGGAGGGAUGGAGGGAGGGGAGAAGCCCAGCAGAGGCUGAGCCAGGCAGAGGGGAAAGAAGCUGACAUUCGGAAGGGUCUGGCAGGCCACAGGCUCCUGGAGCUGGGGGGCUUUCCCAGGCUCCAGGGUGAGGCCUUAGAUUCCCUCUGACCCCUCCCCCUCCCCUUGCUCCCUUUCUCCACCCAGAGCCCUCUGCGGGAUUAGCUGUGUAUUGAUUUUUAAGUUAUAAGCAAAGGGUAUUUUAUUUAAUAUUAGGGCAUGUAUGUGUGCACGUUGUGUGUGCCUGUGUGUGUGUGUGUAUGUGUGUGUUUCUCUACUGAGCCUGGGGUCUCCAGCCAGGGAGACCCCAUCUUGUUCACCCUGUCCAAGUUCCUGGGGCCUAGGCCCACAGCAUCUCUUCCUCCCUUGGGGAUGCUGAAGCCCAGUCCAAGGUCUGGGAGCUACAUGGGAAGCGGGGCUGGGAUCUGGGUGGGAAUAUGUGUUUGUGUAGAAAGGGGCCCUCCUUAAAAGGGACAGGGGUGGUUUUCCCUGAGGGACUCAUUGGCCUGGGGUAGUUUAAGAGGUAAUGUUCUUUCUUUCUUCUCCCUCUCUUCCCUACUUCCUGCUAACCUGAGCAGAGGUCACCUUCCUGGCUGAGAGAGUGGGGGGCAGGAGGAAAGCUGACAGUGCCUGCAGGUGGAGGGGGCAGAAAGGGAGGGCACUGUGGGUGUGGGAUGCCUUUCUCCUCCACCCAUCGAAACCAGCCACCCCCUCCUUGUGCCACCAAAACAGCCUUUUCCACUGGCCAUUCUAAGGGGAACUCCCAGAUGGGUGUUGGUGGUGGGAGGACAUGGAUGUUCCCCCCUAUAGAAGCCCCAAGUUCUAAGGUAUGCGCUGGGGGCUUUGGAUAGGUUUUCUUCUGCUCCCCUGUCUUAUAGAUCUAGGUCGCUUGGCUGCCUGCCUUUCUAGGCAGCCCCCCUAGAGGAAAAUGUAGGAAUUUUUUUCUUUAACUGCUGUGAACCCACUUUGGGGGGGAGGAGGAGGAGGAAGAAACAGCCUGUGUUUUUUAUGCAAAAAUAAAGUCAUCAACCAC